Doryrhamphus excisus (bluestripe pipefish) is the source of this 4463-nucleotide messenger RNA. RefSeq names its product mitochondrial transcription termination factor 2 (gene mterf2). Gene Ontology annotation, cellular component: mitochondrial matrix. Gene Ontology annotation, biological process: regulation of DNA-templated transcription; termination of mitochondrial transcription. The record is from RefSeq and is a predicted model, not a curated record. Gene Ontology annotation, molecular function: double-stranded DNA binding. Lineage: Eukaryota; Metazoa; Chordata; Actinopteri; Syngnathiformes; Syngnathidae.
CUUGGCUAUAUAUAUAUACAUAUAAUAUAUGUUUAUAUACAAUAUUAUACAUGUGAGCUACAAUAGCAGGAUACAGUAAAUACUGAUCAGGAGGAACUACAAUGGGACGCUCGUUAAACAUACGCUAAUCCUUCGUUUCUCCCAUCCGAGAUCAGGGAAUUCCUGCCUAUAGGAUUCCUUAUUUAUAAAUAUGAUAUGUUUGAUUAUGACCUUCCUAAGGGGGUUUUGGCAUGGAAUAACACCCUUCCUUCCUUAAUAAUAAAACUAAUAAGCAAACCAUGUAUUUUCAUGGUUUAUUAUUUCAUAAACUCGAUAUACUUUAGAGUUUAAAACAUAUUAAUAUCUUUAUCGAUACCAGCUUGGGAUUUUUCUCAGGAAAUCAGAGUAUUGGCAACCAUAGUUAUAGUUAGAGUGCAUUUAAAUGAGCAGUUUAGCCCCUAGAUGGCGCUGUGGCAUCCGAGACAAGGAAUAUCAACACAGAAGAACAAGUCUUCCAUAACUUGACGUCACUUCCGCUGACCGCUGCUAAAGGCGAUCAUCCCGAGCGCCUCCCUCCCAUCGAUGCUGCGCCUCAUCCCGGCAUGGUGGUGCCUGCAGUGCCGCCGUGUGAGCCUUUUCCCGUUAAACGUCAGACGGUGUGUGACGGUCAGCACAGCGGAGAACCAGCAGACCGUGGAGGCCCUCUAUGACCUCUCCGUGGACAUCCAGAAGGUCCGAAAGCUGAGAGGCUGGGUCUUGCACCAGAGUCCGGCCUACGCCAAGGAGGUCGCAGACAUGCUGAAGGACCUCGGGGCCUCGGAGGCCGCCAUCUCCCACAUUUUAACCGCUCACCCCGAGGCUGUGCUUUGCAGCCCCGAGCAAACGCUUGCACAGAAGGAGCUGUGGACGUCGGUGUGCCCCAACCGGAAGGAACUGGUCGGCAUCAUAGAGAAAUUCCCAGCCUCCUUCUUCACAUCCUCGCGCCACCACGACAACCAGCGCAGCAACAUCACUUACUUCCAGAGCCUGAACCUCAACAAGCGAAUCAUCGCCAAGCUGAUGGCCGGCGCCCCGCAGAGUUUCAGUCGGCCGGCGGAGCAGAACGAGGACAUGGUACGCACCCUGCAGCGCACCUACCGGGAACUGGGAGGGGAGGAGGACAACAUGAAGAUCUGGCUUCAGAAGCUGCUGACCCAGGACCCUUUUGUCCUCCUCAAAGCUCCCCAAGUGCUGAGGCAGAACAUGCUCUUCCUCCGAGACAGAGGCUUCACCACUCCGGAGCUCCUCUUCCUCCUCUCCAAACUGAAGGGCUUCGUCACCGAUCUAAACCCGGACAGCAUGCGCCUCACCCUGGCGUUCUCCCGGGACACCUUGGGCUGCUCCGAGGAAGAGCUGCGCCACAUCAUCCUCAGCUGUCCCGCCUUGCUUUACUACCGGGAAGACAUCCUGGCCGAGCGCUUCUGGGGGCUCCGUGACGCCGGCGUCAGCGUGCGUCAAAUCGCACAGACCCCCACCGUGUUGGAGCUGACCACCCAAAUAGUCAAGUAUCGCAUCCAGAGACUGGAGUCUCACGGUUUCGAUGUGAGGACCGCCGGGCUGGACAUCCUGACGGGCACCAAAAAGGACUUUGAGAUCCGCUUUGGGAAACUCCAGCUCCGCAGACAGAGGCCUCUUUUUAAUCCUGUGGCGCCUUUAAAAGGAGACGACUGACAUCGCCUCAUUGGCUGAUGCAGGGGUGUCCAACGGGCGGCCCGGGGGGCGUUUGCAUUUUUUUAUUGGCUGGCGGAUCAUUUUAGAAACUAAACAUCAGCAGCAAACGCGACCCUCGUGGGGAUGAGCGCUAGAAAAUGGAUGGAUGAAUCGUCACUCGCUGCACGGUGGUUGAGUGGUUAGUGUGCAGGCCUCACAGCUAAGACACCCGGGUUUGAUUCCCCCCUCAGGCAGUUUGCAUGUUCCCCCCGUGCAUGCGUAGCUUUUCACCGGGUACUUUGCUCUUUUUCUUGUUAAAUUCCAACAUUUGACUUUUCCUGUGAAAUGACUGCAGUCAGUUUUUCAUAAGGGGGCGUGUCCAAUAAUUAUCGGUACUGAUACUUAUCUGCGUGAUAUCAGCAUAAAACGUAUGGUGGCUUUUUUCCCGAUCAUGAAAAGCGUUGUUAAACAAAUGCUGUAUCCAACAUGUGUUCACUCCGCCCCAGGAGGUACGUCAUGGUAAACAUAUCCGUGUCCACUGAUGUCGGAAAUUGACAGUUGGACAAUAUCGGCGUUUUCGACAAAAAAGCCAAUAUCAGACAGCCCUAAUUUAAUGUCUGCAGGCCACAAAUGAUCAUCAGCGUGAAUAUUCCUGUGGUGUCCCCAUGACUGCACACGUAGAAAUAAAAAGCAGAUGGCCAAGGUGAAGUUUACCUGGAGACAAAGGUUUUAUUUACGCCAGCAAAUGUCCCCCCUCCCACCCAAAUGUUCUCUCCCCCGAAAGCAAUCACUUUUAUUGUUGCUCUACAGAUGGUGGCUCUUUAUCGGAACCCAUUUCACCCGUGAAAAUGUUCCAUCGUUACCGUUUUUCCAAAACAGACGCAAGACGAGGUUUCAGGGAGAAAUGGCCCCACGCCACCUCCACCCGUUGAGCCGCUUCCUGGUUCUAUCUGCUGGCUUCGAGCUCUGGCGUUCCUCGUCAUCUUUUAAACGUGUCCUACUGUUUCCAUCGCCAUCUAAAGCCAGGCUGCUUCUAAGGAGGGUUGCUUUCCCAGCUCGUGAAGCCGUCACGGGAUGCCUUGGGGCGACCUGCCUGCACGCCCUCGUGAUGGAACCUGGGUGUCCAGGGGGUAUCCAGGGGGUGUCUGGAGGGUGUCCAGAGGAGCGAGAAGAAAACAUAUACCUUAACAACCUCCACCUCCCAUCUGCUGCCGUCUGCAUCACACAGCAUGACUGUGUCGUCAUGGCAACGGCCCAAGUGAGAGCAUGAGGUAACCAUGAAGGUGAGCUCAGCAGAUGGAUGCUCGACCGGAGACCCUGUGGAGCUCCUUCACGACAGCGCUGCUUCGAGUACGCGCAUCUGCUCGCCGCCCGCCACUUUCACACGUGAGUAUUUCCUUAUGUCAGUGGUGGCCAAAGUGAGGCCCGGGGGCCAUUUGUGGCCCAUGGCACAUUGUAAAAAUAUCAUUAAGCAAGGAAACUAAAUAAAAUCCAUCAAAAAUAGAAAAAUCAGCAGUCAUUUCACAGGAAUAAAGUCAAAAAAAUUAAGAUUAAUUUUGCAAGAAUAACUUUUCGCUUCAUUUUUGUAACGUAAAAUUGGAAUAUUUAGAAUUACCAACUUAUAUAAAUUAAAAGUGACAAGAAAAAAGGUGGCUAUUCUAGAAGAAUAAACUGAAUAUUAUGAGUAAAAUAAUUUAGUUUUUGUAGCAGAGGUGAAACACUUCAAGAAUUUUUUUUUUAAUUCAUAAUGUUAUGAGAAACAAAGAAAACACAAUAAAGUUAUUAUUUUUGGUUAAUUAUGCUGUGGAAAAAAAUGAUCAUCCAUCCAUCCUUUUUCCAUCCUCCAUACUGUAUAUUAUCCAUAUACGUAUAUACUGUGUAUUAUCCAUGUAUGUGGAUAAUAACAGCCAUCAUGCAGCUGGUCUUGUGGAAAACAUUUCUAUCAUCCUAAGCAGGAAAUAGAAUGCCUGAAGUAAAUACAGAAGACACUUUUCUUCUGUUAGUUUAUUUGUAUUGCAAUGACAACCACAAACCAAUCAAACAUAUUGGCUACACUAAAGAAGAUAUAUUAUAUAUAUACUAUAUAUAUAUUUGUCCGAUGCUUAGAGAAUUGGUGGUUUUAGUGUAUGGUCUGCCCAGCAGUAAGUUGGCCCUAGGUCCUGUAUGUGGGUGUGGCGCCCUCUAGUGCAAAUCGCACGCUACUUCUUUUCUAAAGCUCCAAAAACCUAUGACAUAUUUUAGUUAAAACAUAUGAAAUUCCAUUGGAUGAUCCAGCAAAUACAACAAAUGACUUAAGGCCUCGUCUUCAUUUCUUCAAGUGCUUGGUCUUUCUUGAAUACUUGGAAUUCAUACUUGAUGCCGUUCUCCUCCUGAAUUCCUGUUGGCAGGCCAGCAAAUCUAAUUUGGAGACAACAAGAAAUGUCACUUAGUUGACUGCAAAAGCAAACAUGACAAAUGGAUGAGACCACACGUACCUCUCCUGCCUUUUGAACACUUCUUCAUCCAAGUCGGGGAAGAAGACGUCACAGUCAAAGCUGGCCUUGACGUCUGUCAGGUAAACCAAAUCACACCAGCGAUGCUGCAGAGCAUCCUGCCCAAAACACAAGAGGACCCCAAUGAAAAGGGGCGGGGCGAGCGACGGCCUCCGCUUGCCUGAAGGUCUAUUUAGCAAACGUCCGGAUCAAAGUUGUGCAACAGCCGUGUCGUGACCUUGCUAUCUGAGUGCCGCCAACGUUUACCUUGUACACUCGUGUGCCUCCAGCGAUCCAGAUGGUCUCCACCAAGUCUGCUAGUGG